Messenger RNA from Erigeron canadensis, 1947 nucleotides. RefSeq names its product aspartic and glutamic acid-rich protein-like. NCBI's taxonomy places the organism in Eukaryota, Viridiplantae, Streptophyta, Magnoliopsida, Asterales, Asteraceae. The transcript has a single exon. The record is from RefSeq and is a predicted model, not a curated record. Bases 1 to 1947 code for a protein of 648 amino acids.
AUGAAGAUCACUUCAAGGUCAAUUCUCAGUCCGGGCCGGCCCGGUUCUGGUCGAGAACAACUACCCACCACCCUCACAACUUCACUAAGUCGUCGUAGACUAAAACCCAGCCGCAGCAUUAAAGGUGGUGCAUCACCAGCAAUAUUGUUUCCUACAGGGACUGGCAAUAAGAAAAGAGGCUCCGGGUUCGAUAACCCGGAACCAUCUUCCCCUAAAGUAACCUGCAUUGGUCAGGUUCGGGUCAAGUCCAAGAAAAAACAUACUAAAAAUUUCAGAAGUUUAUCUAGAAGAAAAACCAUUAAUGGAAUAGAAGGAAGUUUCAGAAAGUUUGAAAAUCUCCAAAGAAAUAAUAGUACUAAUAAUGGUAGUAAUAAUAAUAAUAAUCAAAAAUGGGUUCAUAUUCCAUUGACAAUAUGUGAAGCUUUGAGGACAUUUGGGUCAGAAGUGAGUUGUUUGUUUCCAUGCAGAAGUUCAUGUUCAUCAACAACAAUGCAGAAACAAGAAAAAAAUGAUGAUGGAAAUACUUGUGGCGCAGUUCUUGCAAGGUGGUUAGUGACUUUGCAAGAUGGAGAUAAAACUGGUGUUGAAAAAGAGAUAGAAAUUAUGGUUGGAAAUGAUGAUGGUGAGAAUGUAAGAAGAAGAAGACAUGUGUUUCAAGAUUUGGAGAUAGUGAAUGAAAGUGUGAUAAUGGGAAGUAGAGAUGAUGAGGAAGGGAGAGUGAGUAUUUGUGUGCCACCUAAGAAUGCUUUGUUGUUAAUGAGGUGCGGAUCUGAUCCUAUGAAGAUGGAAGCUCUUGCUAAUAGAUUUUGGGAACCAAUGAUGGAUGAUCAAGAUGAAGAAUUUGGUCAUGAUGAAGAAGAUGAAAUAGAUAUGGCUAAUGACCAAGAAGAUGAUUUGCAAUAUCAUGAAGUUAGUCGAGAUAUAGUGGAAAUGAAUAUGAAACAAAGUUAUCUUAUUGCGCCUUUGACAGGAAUGGGUAUUGUUGUUGCUGAUAUAAAACAAAGUGUUCAAGAAGAAAAUGUGGAAAAAUGUAAUUUUGAAGAAGCAAAAAUUGAAAUGGAAUUGGAAAUGGAGGUGAAACAAACUGUUCAAGAAGAAUAUGAUGAUAAAAAAGAAAGCAUAGAAAUUAAUGAAGAAAGUUUUUAUCUUGAGUGUUUAUUUGAAGAAAAUGGAGAUCAAGAGCAAGAUUUUAAAAAGGAAGAAGAUGAAGAUGAUGAUGAUGAUUUUGAUAUGGAAGAUGCUUUAAAGGAAUUAUUUAGAGAAGAAUGUGUUCAAGAAAUUGAAACAGGGGAGUCAAAUAUUGAAAAAGUCAAACUUUUUGAAGAUAUGGUAACAGAAUCUAAAGAUAAUUGUGAUAAUGAAACACAAGAAGAGAUUGUAAUGGAGUUGGAUAAAGUAGAUAAUGAAAUUCUAGAGGAAGAAAAUGAGGAAACAGGUAACACUAGCAAAGCAUUGCCUGAGUGUUUGUUGUUAAUGAUGUAUGAGCCCAAGUUAUCAAUGGAAGUAUCAAAGGAGACGUGGGUAUGUAGUCGAGACUUCGUUCGUCCUAACUCAAGUAGGAAGAAGCCACCACAGCCGUUAGCCAAAUCAAUUGAGAGUCAAGAUGAAUCAAAGGUCAAUGGUUCUUCAACCACUAGUGAUCAUGUUACUACUCAUGAGCAAAACAGUCAUGUUUUGAGAAUGAGUACGGUUCAAUAUGAGUCAGGGCUGCACCAACCGGCUCGGUCCUCAUGCUCAUUCCCGGCGCCAUUGUCGAUGGCCACAUUGUUGGAGCAGAAGUUGGUAAACACAAUAGGGUACGAGCCGUUGGUUCUUACUAGAUGCAAAUCCGAGCCAAUGAGAACCGCGGCGGCUAAACUAAGACCAGACACUUGUUAUUGGAAAAACAAGCUAGAGCCACCGCGCCGAGCUUCUUUUGGUAUAGGCAUGGCUGGGUUAGGUUUUUAA